AUGUCUCUCCUCCAGUCUUUCAGCAAGUGGCUGCACUUGAAGCAGUACCAGCUUGAGGUCACCUACAGCGUGUACAUUUUCACGCCCCUGGAAAAGUUCAUCUUCUACACUGUCCUGUUCCUCCUCAGCAGCUUGACAUUCAUCGCUACCGUCCUGUACCUCCCCCAGCACAUCGCCUUUAUUGCGAACCGCGCCUGGUUCUACAUGCACGGCGACCCGAUCGAGGCCGUCGUCGCCGCUGUCGAAGUCACCAAGGCUGCGGUAGAGAGCGUAUUGAUGGCCGAGACGACGACGACGGCUGCCGCCCUGGCGCAGGAAACCGUUGAGAUCGUCAGGGAGCUGUAA
Messenger RNA from Colletotrichum truncatum, 345 nucleotides. RefSeq lists its product as uncharacterized. The record is from RefSeq and is a predicted model, not a curated record. Lineage: Eukaryota; Fungi; Ascomycota; Sordariomycetes; Glomerellales; Glomerellaceae.